This is a messenger RNA of Silurus meridionalis, 1879 nucleotides long. RefSeq lists its product as uncharacterized. Lineage: Eukaryota; Metazoa; Chordata; Actinopteri; Siluriformes; Siluridae. The record is from RefSeq and is a predicted model, not a curated record. The coding region runs from base 84 to 989 and encodes 301 amino acids. The transcript has 3 exons.
UCGCCUUCUGUUAAAAGAUGAUUGGCUGGCAGACGUGAUAAAACGAUUCGGGUUUUUCAGUUUCUUCCCAGCAGCUGGAGGCCAUGACAGAGGAGGAAGUGGUUUUCCAGGGGAGAUUAUUUGCUAUGUCCAUGUUCGAGAAGCACAGCGGUACGUCACCUAUCAGUAUCAUGUCACCUUGGUGUUGGGACGAUUUUCUAGAACAAUGUUUUAAUAUACUAAAAAGUACGAACGGCCCGGUAUUUUACGAAAAUAGAGAAUUAAAAAAUUAUGAUGCGAGUAAAAAGUUGUUGAUUCCAAAGGAAACACAGUGCAUAAUAGAAAUAAGAAAUUAUAAACAAAAAUCAAUUAAAAAUGGAUGUGGUUGUUAUUAUGGCUACGGCCACGUCUUGACCGCUUUACACGUCGUCGAGGACGCAAAUCCUUACCAUUCUAACAUGCUCGCCAUUUUCAAGACUGAAGAAGUUGUACUGGUUUAUAAAGCUAAAUUUGAAGAUUCGUGUAACCGCGACAAAGCUAAAGAUCAGGCGUUUAUCAAAUUAUAUGGCGAUACUACGCCUCUUGGUGAGGGCUUACACAAUCAGGUCGGUAAAACCAAUAAAAACGGCGUAUUCUUUCGAACCGUAGACGCCGACGGGAAUUUUCGUAAGCGCGAAGGUCAAAUCUGUCGUCCAAAUUCAAACAUUAGAAAACAAAUGUGUCCUGGUGAGUUUAUAAUGAAUGUAGCUGGUGAAGCGGGAGACAGUGGUUCACCUGUAUUCAAUACCACCACCGGUGAACUGAUCGGAGUUUAUAGAGGCGUCUUUACAUCCCAUGAAAAAAACAAUAAAAAAACCCAUUUUGGCCGCUAUACUGAAAUUUCUCCAAACUUUUCACCCUGGCGCCAAAUGACGUCUUCUGUUUUUGCAGAUUUGAUUAAAGACAUCAUUUACUAUUUUGUCCGAUUUCUAGUCGAGUCCAAUCCAAACACUCCUGUGGUGUCUGAUUGACAUCAACUGAUUGAAUUCGUCAUUUUAUCCAAAUUAUAACAGUUUCCCUUUUAUAGACCCUGUGUUGUACAUUCCAUUUACCAAAAAAAACUAUACCUAUCUAUCUCUCUUUAAAUCUAUCUUGGGUGAGCUUGAGUAUUGUGAUUGUGUGUGUGUGAUUGUGUGUGUGAUUGUGUGUGUGUGUGUGUGUGUGUGUGUGUGUGCGUGUGUGUUUGCAACGCAUGAGCCAAAGUGAGUCACUGGAGCCACGCCUUGGAUUUUUUUCGGCUACAUUUCUGUCUCCUGCCACAGUGAAAAAACAAAAGCUUAUGUAAAAAAAAGUGAACAUUUCCCACUGUGGAGAAAACCAGAGCUACAACAUCAUCAGGCUCGAUGGGAUCUGCAGCAACAAGAACCAUAACAACAAGAGCAACAACAAGAAAGGGAUGGAAGGUAAAGCUGUGGGCUGAGCCUCCAUCCAGAAGCUGCUGGAUCAGAACUGAGCUGAGCUCUUUCUCACCGCUCUCAAUCCCACCCCGGGGCGAUGCGGAGAACCGGAAGACCCUGGAGAUCCUGGAGAUUUUCAAGACGUGGCUGCGCAUUCAUGUCCCCCAAAAGACUUAACAAUGUCUGUCUCACAAUGGCUCGUGUGUCAACCAUACACACGCACAUGCACACACAGACACACAUACAAACACACAUGCAAAACCACCAAAAAAACAUGAAAAACAAAAAAACCCUGAAAAAAAAACAGAAAAACGAAGAAAAAAAAAACCAAGAAAAUGCAAACAAACAAAUAAAAAACCACACAAAAGAAAAACACCUCCAACAAAAACACAAAAAGCAAACUAAAAGCACCCACACACACACAUGCUUGGCUCACUAAGAGAUAGAUUUUCUAAAACCUUGAA